Sclerotinia borealis F-4128 is the source of this 852-nucleotide messenger RNA. Lineage: Eukaryota; Fungi; Ascomycota; Leotiomycetes; Helotiales; Sclerotiniaceae. The record is from the annotation of a GenBank genome assembly.
AUGGCGGAUCAUGUGCAUAAUGUGGGUGUGGAUGGCAGUCUGGAUGUGACGGAGAAGAAUAGGGCGCAUUGGGACUCCUACGCCUCAACCUACGACACGCGGUUCCAAAAGACCAUGGAGCAACUAAUCUCCAUCAUCCAAGAACCGCGCACCCUCUCCUUCAUCGGCGCCAACUGGGUAAGCGAUUCCCCAGAGUCCAGUGACUCAAGUGAACCCACCCCCAACCACACCAUCAAACUCCUCGACUACGCCUGCGGCACCGGCCUCAUCACCCGCGCCCUACUCCCCACCAUCACCCGCGCCAUCGGCAUCGAUCUUUCCUCCUCCAUGGUAACACACUACAACGCGCGCGCCUCCAACCAAGGACUCGCUCCCUCUGAAAUGUAUGCCUAUCACGGAAACUUGCUCUCCGACACCCCGCAACCGGAAUUAGAGAGUGAAGAUCUGUACGAAUUUGACAUUGCGGUUGUGGGAUUGGGAUUUCAUCAUUUUGAGAAUCCGGCGUUGGCGGCGAGGAAAUUGGGGUCGAGGUUAAAGAAGGGGGGCAUUUUGGCCGUGGUGGAUUUUGAAAGUCAUGAUGGAUUUGGGAAUGCGCAUGAGCAUGGGCAUGCACAUGCACACGCACACCAGGACGUGAAGUUAAAUGCACAAUCGGAAAAAGCACGAGAAACAGUUACUCAUCAUGGAUUUUCCGAGGAAGAAAUCAAGAAGAUUUUCGUGAAUGCGGGUGUUGGUGCGGAUUUUGGAUAUAUGGUUUUGGGGAAGGGGAUAGUGUUUCACGGAACAGGAGAAGAGGGAAAGAGGAACGAUUUGAAGAGAGCGGUGUUUAUGGCGAGGGGUGUCAAGUUGUGA